ACAGACCACCACGCCAAAGCUCGCGAACACGACCUCGACAACAUAGCCUCCAAUGCCAUACCCCAUCUGUCCACAAAGCGCGUAGACUCACCCACCAACACAACCUACAACUCAUCUUCUGCAUUCACCCUCCACGAUACAGUGAUUGAGAACCAAAGACCCAUCAAGGUCAUCGUGGUGGGAGCAGGCUACUCGGGCAUCUACCACGGCAUCCGCAUUCCCGAACGCUUGCGCAAUGUCGGUUUGACGAUUUACGACAAGAACGCUGGGGUUGGAGGAACGUGGUAUGAGAACAGGUAUCCGGGUCCAACAGCACACUCCUACCAAUACUCCUUUAACCCGAAUCCAAACUGGUCGUCUAUGUACUCUCCCGCCGCAGAGAUUCAAGCAUACCUCGAGUCGACAGUAAAGAAAUACUCGGUCGAUCGUUUCAUAAAGCUACGCCAUGAGAUCAAAUCCUGCCGUUGGGAUGCCGAAGCCUCGAAUUGGAUCGUCCAAAUAGAAGACUUGGAGACAAACAGGACAUUCGAAGAUAGCAGUGAUGUGUUGAUUAUGGCAAGAGGAGGUUUGAACCACAUAGCUUGGCCACAGAUUGAAGGGUUGAGGAGUUUCGGAGGAGAGAUUAUGCAUUCGGCUGCUUGGAACCAAGAGUAUGCUUCCUCCGCUUUUGUCCUCUNNUACGACUUCACAAACAAACGCAUUGGAGUAAUCGGCAGUGGCAGUUCAGCUAUUCAAAUCAUACCCUCUCUACAACGUCUCUCAGGCACGCAGCUUUCCUGCUUCAUCCGCAGCCGCACCUGGAUCUCUCCUCCCUUCGGCCAAGCCAUCCAAGACAAACUAAAAAUGGACGGCUUCAAAUUCAGCGAGGAGCAAAAGAAACAAUUCCGCGAGGACCCAGAAGCCUUCUUCAAAUUCCGUAUGGAGAUCGAAGAAGGUGGAAACGAGAUCCACGAAUUGACAAUCAUGGGCACGGACAUGCAANAGGGAGCUCAGAAACACUUCGAAGAGAACAUGAAGACGAGGUUACAGAAGAAACCGGAGAUCUUUGAUUGGCUGAAACCUAGUUUUGCCCCUGGGUGCAGACGCUUGACGCCGGGACCUGGUUUCCUGGAAGCUCUGGUCGAGGAUAAUGUCGACUUCAUCCGCACACCCAUCACAAAGAUCGAACCGAAAGGAAUAGUGACUGAAGAUGGAAAACUCCACGAGAUCGACGUCUUGGUCUGCGCGACGGGCUUCCACACUGGUGCACCACCUCCCUUCCCCGUAACUGGUGUCGACGGCAUUGCAUUACCAGAUCAUUGGCAACACCGAGCGACAUCAUAUCUCUCCAUCGCAACAGACAAAUUCCCGAAUAUGUACAUGAUGCUGGGGCCGAAUUCUGCGAUUGGAUCUGGAUCCCUGACGAUGAUGAUAGAGAGCGUAGGUGACUAUGUGAUCAAGUGCGUUCGCAAACUCCAGAAGGAAAACAUCAAAUCCAUGACUGUCAAGGCCGCUCGAGUACGUGACUUCCUGGCAUACUCAGAUGCGUAUUUCAAGAACACGGUCUUCAUGGACGAUUGUAAGAGUUGGUACCGCAAAGGUGAUACAGUAGUCGGGUUGUGGCCGGGGUCGACAUUGCAUUGUAUAGAGGCCUUGAGGAGUCCACGAUGGGAGGACUAUGACUGCGAGUACGAAGAGGAGAACCAGAUGGCGUGGUUGGGUAAUGGGUGGAGUACCAAUCAGCUUGAAGGGAGAGACCUUGCGUAUUACUUGCUGCCACAGUUCCAGCAGGUCCCAUUGGCGCCGUUACCAGAGGAGAAUGCUGAGUUCAAGAUACGGGCGUAUUCGCAG
Messenger RNA from Aureobasidium musti, 1830 nucleotides. NCBI's taxonomy places the organism in Eukaryota, Fungi, Ascomycota, Dothideomycetes, Dothideales, Saccotheciaceae. The record is from the annotation of a GenBank genome assembly.